AUGGACGUUGUUAAACAAUUGCACAGUGUGAGUGAUGGACUUUUUUUUCUUUCAGUGUCCGACACAAAGAGGAUUGUGAUCUUGGGAAAAACUGGGGCUGGGAAAAGCAGUGUGGCUAACACCAUAUUUGGGAAAGAACUGUUCAAGAUCGGUGACACUGCCAGCUCUGAAACAAGAGAAUGUCAAGCAGAAACCAAAUCUGUCAACGGAAGAAGAAUCACUUUGAUCGACACUCCUGGUUUCUUUGACACAGACAUACCUGAGGAGGAGCUGAAGGCUGAGAUAGUGAGGUGUAUCACAGAGUGCGCUCCUGGGCCUCAUGCUUUUCUCAUUGUGCUUAAAGUGGAGAGAUUCACAAAGCAAGAACAGGAUGUCAUCACAAGAAUAAGCCAAUACUUUUCUGAAGAAGUCUUCAAAUAUGCAACAGCUGUCUUCACUCAUGGUGACCAGCUCAGUGAUGGACAGACAAUUAUGGAUUUUGUCAGAAAGAAUAAGUCAUUGAGUGAUCUUGUUGAGAAGUGUGGAGGCAGCUGUCAUGUCAUUGAUAAUAAAAACUGGGAGAACGACGAGCAGGAUGAAUACAGAAGCAACAAGUUCCAGGUGGAGGAGCUCCUCAAGACAAUAGAUGAGAUAACUGAGGCAAACAGAGGAGGCUGCUACACCAAUGAGAUGCUACAAGCAUGGGAGAAACUGAUCCAACAAGAGGAGGAGCACAUUAGAAAGUCAUCACCAAACAUGUCAGAGGAAGAGAUCAGAGGACAGGCUAGACUCAACACAUCAAGAUUGAUCAAGAUUUUAAUCAGACUAGCAGGUAUCACAACAGGUGCAUUGUUAGGAGCUUUGUUUGGUGUGGUUGUGAGUGCUGUAGUUGUGGUGCUGCAGCAGCUGGAGCUGACUCAGCACGGCACCAGGGCGCAACACCGGCAAGUGAUGAUGGAGGUGCCUUCAGGGAAUUAG
Messenger RNA from Centropristis striata (black sea bass), 957 nucleotides. Its product is annotated as GTPase IMAP family member 7-like. The transcript has 3 exons. Gene Ontology annotation, molecular function: GTP binding. The record is from RefSeq and is a predicted model, not a curated record. Lineage: Eukaryota; Metazoa; Chordata; Actinopteri; Perciformes; Serranidae. Bases 1 to 957 code for a protein of 318 amino acids.